Messenger RNA from Helianthus annuus (common sunflower), 1643 nucleotides. RefSeq lists its product as uncharacterized. Bases 477 to 1517 code for a protein of 346 amino acids. Lineage: Eukaryota; Viridiplantae; Streptophyta; Magnoliopsida; Asterales; Asteraceae. The record is from RefSeq and is a predicted model, not a curated record. The transcript is spliced from 7 exons.
GCCGGUCCAGAAAGCACCAGAAUAUUAAUUACAACAAAACCCCCUCAAACAAACCGAUUUCAAUUUUCACCACCGAGAAGAGAUCCCCGGUGCGAUCCAACGACGAACACUCUCCGUACAAUCUCACCGGUGUAAACACAUUCAUUUCAUCAACAACUUCAGGCUACCUUUAUUUUGAGCUUACAAAAGUUAAAGAGAAGAGACUGAACAUAUUGGAAAAAGCGUGAGCAAAAUCUGUAGAGGAUUAAAGUGAGAGAGUGGUGAGCAGUUCAUAAAAGCAUUUUGUAACAGUGUAGUUAACGUUAAAGGCACUUGUCUUUUUGUGUUUCUCUCUCUAUGACCUUACUGAUCUGAACCAAAGGAUUCUGACAUGGAAAAACAUGAGUAAAUCAAGAAAGAACUUCGAAGGGAAAAUUGUUAUCUAAGCUACCAGAUGAUUUCUCUUUGUAUUCCAGUUUGAAAUCCCUAAGCAAAUAAUGGCUGAUGAUCUGUGCGUUUUCAUUAAGGAUAUGCUCAUCAUUGGACCUCCGGUAAAAAAAUCAUUGGUGUAUAGAAUAAGUCUAGUGGCAUUUGUUAUGGUAUGUGGUGUUUUCAUGUGUUCAAUUGGUCUAAAGCAAAUUAGCAACUUCACAAAAGCUGGUUUCAUUGAUGCUAAAGUGGUCGAGCAGCACUGCGAAGUUCCCGUUGUUGAAAAAUGGGAAAGGUCUUAUGUGCAUUUUCCCAAACCUACAACGUUUUCUCGGGAUGAGUGUGCGUGCAAUCCUGUUCGAUACUUUGUUAUCUCAUCAACACAAAGAUCUGGGAGUGGAUGGUUUGAGACAUUACUAAAUAGUCAUAUAAACGUCAGCUCAAAUGGAGAGAUUUUCUCAGUUAAACCACGUAGAAGCAAUAUGACAACAAUUGUGGAUACUUUGGACAACAUUUAUAAUCUUGAUUGGUUUACAAGUGCAUCCAAGAAUGAGUGCACAGCUGCAGUGGGUUUGAAGUGGAUGCUUAAUCAGGGUUUAAUGCAAAAUCAUGAAGCAAUAGCAGAAUACUUCAACGCUAAGGGCGUUUCAGUAAUUUUUCUUUUUAGAAGAAAUCUUCUUCGCAGAAGAAUCUCAAUACUGGCAAACGCAUAUGACCAAAGUGCUAAACCACUAAAUGGGAAGCACAAAUCUCAUGUUCAUUCUCCUGACGAGGCUAAAAUUCUAGCAAGUUACAAGCCCACGAUUAAUACGACAUUGUUGAUACCUGAGCUGAAACAAGCUGACAACAUGGUUAAACAAGCACUCGAAUACUUUAAUAGUACUCGACAUAUUGUCCUUUACUAUGAGGACAUAAUCAAGAAUCACACGCAGGUACUGAACGACGUUCAAGAUUUUUUAAGGAUCCCACGAAUGGAGCUAAAAAGCCGGCAGGUGAAAAUACACAAAGGCCCUUUACACGAGCAGGUUGAAAACUGGGGUGAUAUUCAAAAGGUACUAAACGGGACCCCUUAUGAACACUUCCUACAUGAAGAUUAUAAAGUUAGUUAAAUGGUUCUAAUUGUGUAUAUGUUGUUAUAACUAACUGACUAACUCAUUCUUUAUUUAUUUUCCCUGUUGGAAUUUUGGUAUACUUUUGUUAAAGCAUCUCAGUCUGAUCGAGUUUUGUCCCGUUUA